UGGGAAAUGAAGGGAGGAGGGAACUACUUUCCCGAAACUUGCUGUGCUGCACACGACUUCGAGUUGCAGUGAUUCGCCCGGGGGCCGCAGCUUUCAGCCCUCCUACCAACACAUCCUCACAACCCGGAUACCCUGCUCGGCAACCUCAUCCCGUGCCCGCCGUGGCCCCAGGGGGAAACCAGCAGCCGGGCGAAGUCGUGAGGGACUACUUCGCCUCCUUCUCCCGCGGGCGCCCCUGGUUCGGGCAGCGGUGGCGGCGGAAGGAGCGGGCGACGUGAGCGCUUCCGCCGCCCCCCUUCACGACUCCCCACCCACGGGCGUGAGGAGCUGGCCCGCGGAGCUGCUGGUGGGCAUUGGCUGGCUGGGGAACCUGGGCUGCUCUCUUCGCUCUCCCGCCGCUUUUUGAGACCCGGCCCCCAGUGGCCCGCCCGCUUUUCUCUUCGCCCGGCCCAGGUGGGGGGCCAUCGGCUGGCCUUCACCCCGCCUCACACGCUCCCCGCCGCCCCCUCCUCCCGGUUUAGGAGGAGUGCAGACUGGAGCGUGUCUAGAGGAAUCCGCUGCCGCCGCGGGCCCGUCGCUCCGUUCUGCUAGUUCCUGAGGAGGGACCCGGUCGUCGCCGAGGACUGAGCGGGCAGUCGGCGGCGAGGCGGGAGAUGGUGGGCUGGGCUCCGGCAGGACCACGCCGCCGCCACCCGGAGCCUGGGCUCGGCACCUCCCCGCCCGCCCCCACCGUGCAGAGCGCUGCUUCCUCUUCGCCGCAUCCCUGAGGGAAGCGCCGCCUCUGCUCCGGGGUUCUUCGCCCGCCCGCUCCUUCCUGGCCAGACCCGGCUGCGCUCCACCCCAGGGGUUGUAGGAGCAGCUCUCCAGUUAGCCUUUUACAAUUCCCUUUCCUUUUUUCCUUUCCACUCACUCUCUCCCUCCUCGGAUCCCUUGACUGGGGGCUGAGGCUGGGGUCGCGACGGCGGAGGUUGCUGCCGCCACCCCCCUGCGGGGGUGGCCGGGGUUCCCGGCUGGGGGGGCACCGUUCCGGGUGAGACGUCCACCAUGGUGAGGCCCCUGAGCUACUACCCCCGCGCCCCCCCGGCCGCCGCUGCCUACUGCCUCUCGGUGCUGCCGCUACUCCUCCGCCUGCUGUUGCUCCUCCAUCUCCAGAUCGGAUCACGGUGAGGGAAAGAUGAGCGAGGAGACGGUGACUUCUGACAACGAUAAUAGUUAUGCACGAGUGCGAGCUGUGGUGAUGACCCGGGAUGACUCAAGUGGUGGAUGGUUACCACUUGGAGGAAGUGGACUGAGCUGCGUCACUGUCUUCAGAGUCCCUCACCAGGAAGAGAAUGGAUGUGCUGACUUUUUUAUCCGUGGAGAGCGACUCAGGGACAAAAUGGUGGUUUUGGAAUGUAUGCUUAAAAAGGACCUUAUUUACAAUAAGGUCACUCCAACAUUUCAUCACUGGAAGAUCGAUGAUAAAAAGUUCGGGCUUACCUUUCAAAGUCCUGCUGAUGCUAGAGCUUUUGAUAGAGGCAUUCGAAGAGCUAUAGAGGAUAUUUGUCAGGGAUGCACAGCAUCAAAAAAUGAAGCUGAAGGAGGCGAACAUGACUUACAAGCAACUGAUGAAGAUACUUGCAGUUCUUUAAUGAAAGAUCACCCUUUCCAGCAAGAAACAGUUGUUACCAGUGAGCCAUAUAGAAGCUCAAAUACAAGACCUUCUCCUUUUGAAGAUCUGAAUGCCAGAAGAGUCUACUUGCAAAGUCAAGCCAAUCAGUUAACAUUUGGUCAACCAGGCCUAGACAUUCAGAGCAGAGGUAUGGAAUAUGUACAGCGGCAAAUAUCCAAGGAAUGUGGAAGCCUGAAGUCCCAAAAUAGGGUCCCUUUGAAAUCUAUCAGACAUGUCAGCUUUCAAGAUGAGGAUGAGAUUGUCAGAAUAAACCCUCGUGAUAUCUUAAUACGUCGCUAUGCAGACUACAGGCAUCCUGACAUGUGGAAAAAUGACUUGGAGAGAGAUGAUACUGACUCCAAUAUUCAGUUUUCAAAACCAGACAGUAAAAAACCAGACUAUCUCUACUCUUGUGGAGAUGAGACUAAAUUAAGUUCCCUCAAAGACUCUGUGGUAUUUAAGACACAGCCUUCCUCAUUAAAAUUUAAGAAGUCAAAACGAAGAAAAGAGGAUGGCGAACGUUCUCGCUGCAUAUACUGCCAGGAAAGGUUUAAUCAUGAAGAAAAUGGCAGAGGAAAAUGUCAGGAUGCUCCAGACCCUAUUAAAAGAUGCAUAUAUCAAGUUAGUUGCAUGCUCUGUGCAGAGAGCAUGCUGUAUCAUUGUAUGUCAGACUCAGAGGGAGAUUUUUCUGAUCCCUGUUCUUGUGACACUAGUGAUGACAAGUUCUGCUUGCGAUGGUUAGCCUUGGUAGCUUUGUCUUUCAUUGUACCAUGUAUGUGCUGCUAUGUCCCUUUGAGAAUGUGCCAUCGCUGUGGUGAGGCUUGUGGGUGCUGUGGUGGGAAACAUAAAGCUGCUGGAUGAAAUGAUCCAUUGCCAAAAUGAGCUUAAAAUCUUUGUUUCCAGGAAUUAGCUAACUUGGAUUUGUGGAGUUUUGGCAAGGAUUAUGGAAUCUUGCCUGGUAUCAUUGGGCCACAUGUGGAAGAAGCAGAACUUAUCAGUUCUUGGCAUUUCACAAAUACUGGCCAUGCCUAACUUUUUCCCUUGGGUUCAUGGCUUGUUUUGUUACAGGUUGUAAAGAGUGUUUGCAAAAGAAAACCAUUUCUGGUUAUUGGCUAUUAAAAGUGAGCAUAAAAUAUGAUCCAAAUAAAAAGGGAUUAAUUUUUGUAUAUUUUGGCAUUAGGUAAUGGGACUUUUAAAGAUUUGAAUUCAUUAGGACAUGAGCUAAAAGUGCAUUAGGAGAUGGUUGAUUUCAAUCUAAGAAAAGUUAACACUUGGAAAUUAUAAGAAGUAAAACAAGUGCAACUAAAUCAUUUAUUAGUUGUUUUGGGGAAGCAGUUUUAUGUAUAAAUAACAAAUGUUUAUAUUUAACUAAAUGUAAGGUACGAAUUAUUACGUAUUAAAUUUUUCUUCCCCUUCUUAAUUCUAAAGUAGAUAUGCUUAUAUCUACUGUCACAUUCCAUUAUAUUUUGAAUAUUUAACUCAUCUAGUUAAUGUUUUUAUUCCAUGUGAAUGAUUUGAUAUUCUCAUCCUUGUUUCCCUUUGGCUACAGUUUAUAUUGAGUUAUAUCUAUACAUUCUGGUAAUCGAAAAUCCUUAAAAAAUAUUCUAAUAGCCUUGAGUGACCAACUUUUUUUUUAAAGCACAGAUGUAAUUGUCUAAUGUUCUGAUGGGAACGUAACACUUAUUUUUAUAUAAAAAGAGACUGAGUCAACGUAGAAAAAAGUAGAGUUUUUUGGUGGUUGUUUUGUUUUUUUGUGGUAUUCAACCAGCAAGUUGUUUUCUUUCAGAGUUUCAUCCUUCAAAAAAUUAUAUUGCAUUUACAGAUGUUUUACAAGGCAAAAGGUUUAACUGGAUAGUUUGUUUAAAACAGUGUCCUCCUGUUUUAUCAUUUGACUAAACUAGGAUGUGUUCAGCUGUGCUAAUUAUAUUUUAGCUUAAUUUUAAGUGCUUAUAUUCAUAUAACAAUGGUAAUUUUCCUCAGUUGCGUUUUAGUUUUUAAACUUGGUCAAAGGUAAAAUUAUUUUAUGUUAUAAUGUGUGCUAAACUAUCCCAGGAAUGUAUUUAAUCCAACAUUGUGAAAGAAAUAUCUUGUACAUAUAAAUUUAUUUCUUCCAUGUAGUAUUGUAUUGUUGGAUGUUUAAUUUACAAAGUAGUUGGAUAAAUGUUCCAACAAAUUGCUUAAAGUACUUAUGGGUCAAAUUGUCUUUUUUUUUUUUUUUUAAUGUUACAUUAAAACUCUUAAUUAAGGGGUUCUUUGAGAACAUUCCCUUAGAGGGGUAAAGUUGAGAGUGUGCCUUUUUUUAAUGGCCUGAAGUUUCAGAGGUGAUGAAGAUUAAAAUCACACUACCAUUUGAAGCUCAUUUUCUAUGCAGGUUUUUAAGUGUCAUUUAUGUAUUUUUCUUUCUACAUGUCACCCUUAACACUUGUGUUAGCUUUCUUCUUUUGCCCCAGAUCAAACUGAACAAUGUAUAUAACACUAUCUGUCUGUAAAAUACUUUUUUUUUAAGAAAGCAUUUAUAUUUAUAUGACAGCUUGAACUGACAACAUUGUGUAUAUAGAUCAUCUUGAAGUAUUAUUUCACAUUGAAAAGAAGAAAAAUAUAUUGAUAACUAUAGAUGUUAUGAAGAAGAGGUUAUUUCUAGUUUUGUACUAAAAAUCAAUUGGAUGAACUAAAUCCAAACAUGACACUGUAGCAGCAGUUUUGAGUCUUAUUUUUACUGUUUAUAUAUUUGAACGCUGCUACACCAGAUGAUCUUCAUCCCUGAAGUUUUCAGCUAAACUUGGUUUCCUAGAAUAGACUGUUAACUUUCAAAAUUACUUUUUAUUGGUGAAAUGGAAAUAUGUUUUCCUUACAAAUGAAUUUUCAUAUUUGUAAGUGCUGAAUUUUAUCAUUCAGGUUUGAGCAAGGUGUGAAUAACUGAAGAAAAUAACUUGCUGGCUAUAUAGGAAAAUGCUGUGGAAACGAACUGUGUAUAUACUUCUGGGAAGAAUAAAUUUAAUCAUUUCUUCUGUUAAGCACUAAUCAGUAUAGUGCAACUCCUGGUUCUGUACUGUAUUUUAUAUGCAACGUAUAUGCUUUAAUAUUAUAACAUUUGUUCAUUAAUAUUUUCAAUUUGUUUAACCACUUUGCUGCUAAGAUUUUACCAUCUCAUCCCAUUUUUUUCCUUUAAAAUUUUAAACAGUUUUCUUCAUUAAAAACUAUGGUGAUGAAAUGGUUUUAUGUCACCUUGAAUCUUUGUAGUUAAUAUACCUAUUUUCCAAAUCAGUCUAGAAGACUAACUGAUAAUAUACUGUUAUCUUAAUCCCUAUGUAGAAACUUUUUCUUGAGUAAAUUAGAAUUCUUAUAUGAAAAUAAGUGGGUAGUUUAAAUCUCUCAUUCUUAUGCAUGUGUAUAGAUAUGUUCAGGAACAUUUUCUCAUUCUCCAUACAGAUUUGGCACUGCUACUUGGCUUUUUCUCUAAAACCUUUCUCUUUGUUUUUAAUCUGGUAGUAUAAGCAAAUAGCUUUAAAAAAAAAAAAACUGCUCAAUAGUGAAUAUUAAAUAAUGAAAUCAUCUAGAUGGCUUGACAAGCAAGAGUUUGGUAUGGCCUAAUCUUUUGUUCAAAAUUGAUAAUUCUUGAAUAAUAUUUCUCUUGACUUAGAAAAGGGAAUUAUUUGAUAUUUGAAGAAUUACAAAUUGUGGAACCUGAGCACCACCUACUGGAUGAUUUACAGACCAGAGGCAUGAAAUGGCAAUAGGGGCCUGAUAGGGUUCAUCACUACUACCAGUAAAGGGCUAUUAAAUAGUGGCCACAUCCUACCAGGGAAACCAGGAGUGAGAAAUAUCUCAAAGGGACUGUAAAAUAAUUCUUUUCCCUAAUGUGUCUUGUUGGUCACUGAAAGAUUUUUAAGCACUUUUUUCUUACAUAUCCUGUUUUAAAAUAUUUAUAGAUAUUUGGAACUGGCAACCAGACUUAAUGGAUGUGCAAAAGCAUUUAUAGAACCAGUUCUUUUAAUUUACAAAAGCCAUUACCAAAAUGGUGUUCUUAUUUUUCCUCCCAAUACCAGUCAGGGAGAAUUUUUCAAAAAAAUAAACAUAAUCAUCCAUAUAUCAUUAUGACAACUUCAAAGGGAAUGUGUGUGUAUGUUUCUGAAAUGAUGUUGGGAUGGGAAUUAAAAUUUAAAGGGAAAAACUUGAAGCUACCUAUUUUUGUUGGUUAAUCAGCAGUGCCUAAACUGAACUUUUGAGAUAAUACAAAAUGCACUUUUAAUUCAUGUGUAUAGUGCCAUCUGAUAUCCUAAUUAAGUCUUGCUUUUUCUUUUCUUUUUCCUUUUUUUCCCCCUCUUAAUUGAAAGGCACAGAGAUGGUUCUUGAUGUCCAUUUAAGUCUUGAGAGCACAGGAAAUGUUUGAUUGUUUCUUUUGUUGAAAUGUGUUGGGUUUCUGUGAUUAUACUUUGAAACAGUGUUUAAGAUUGUGUUUUUAAUCUUAGCCCAAAGGUCUAUUGAGCAAGUGUAACAUUUUUCUACAUAAAACUCAAAAUGUUAAUUACCUGAAAAACGCAAAGAUGCUUCACUAAAUAUUGUUCUCAUUCUUGAUUUGACCUCCAAUGGAUCACAUUUCUAAAUAUAAGAGAAAGCACUAGAAACUUGCAUUAUUGUUGCACCAAGAAAAAAACUGAUCUAUAAACCACGGUAAUAAUAGCACUAUUGGGUGCUUUGCAGUGAGUCAUAUGUAAAAUAAAAAAAAAAAGUUUAUAAAACACAACUUGAGGUGAUUUAUAUAAACCAAAUAAAAGGGCUUUAAGGUAUUAAGGUACUGUUUGCCUAGCAGCCAGGUGGUUAUAAAAUUUUCAUAUGCUUUGGUACAUUGAUAAAUGUUAGCCAUUGUUCUUGAAUGCUUCUUAAAUUGCAUAAGUUGUUAGUUUUGAAAAUUUUCAAGAAUAAUCUAGUUGAAAACCUUUGUAUUAAAGAUACACAUAGAUUUUUGUGAACAUUGCCAGUGUGUAGUGUCAUUUGCUUUCUAUUCUUGACCUCAAAAGUGCCUCACUUGUACAUUAUUUCCAUUAAAAGCUUGACUGCAUUCUUUCUAAUAAGCAAUGAGAAAUUGUUUGACUCAUGUCAUAAUGUAUCUCUUAUGUAAAGUUGAUUAGCUUGAUAGUUUUGAAUAUAUAAUGUAAAUAUGCAUUUGUAAGUUUGUAACCAUUUUUGUUACAUCAUACCCAUGUGAUUGAACAUCAGAUGGUAUAAGAAUUUGUUUUAAUGUUUUUUUUCCCCUGCAAUUACCUGAUUAAACCUGUCAUGAAAUUUAAAA
Molecule: messenger RNA, 6941 nt
Organism: Choloepus didactylus (southern two-toed sloth)
Lineage: Eukaryota; Metazoa; Chordata; Mammalia; Pilosa; Megalonychidae
Gene: SPRED1
Product: sprouty related EVH1 domain containing 1
Exons: 7
Coding region: 1175-2512 (445 amino acids)
Biological process (GO): negative regulation of MAPK cascade; multicellular organism development
Cellular component (GO): membrane
Molecular function (GO): protein kinase binding
Source: RefSeq, a predicted model, not a curated record